Molecule: messenger RNA, 654 nt
Organism: Phytophthora sojae
Lineage: Eukaryota; Oomycota; Peronosporomycetes; Peronosporales; Peronosporaceae
Exons: 1
Coding region: 1-654 (217 amino acids)
Source: RefSeq, a predicted model, not a curated record
AUGCAGCGAUUUCACCUCAUACUCCUGCUACCGUUCACCUUCAUCGCAACAUCUUGCAGUAUCGUGGCCGCUCGUGAUGACCGGAGCAACACACUGCAGACUGAGACCCGCCACUUACUGACGAAGGAGGAGCCCAGCGUUGCUAAUGGAAAUGGCUACAAGUCCAGCAACUCCCGAUAUUCUGCCAUCGAAGAAAGGGGAGUUCUCUCCUCCGUUGUAUCGAAGAUCAAGGGCGUUUUCGGCAGAAACAAGAUCGUAGACCUCGGCAACAAGCUCGACUGCGUACGCAAGGACUCUGAUGGAGCAUUGGCUCUUGGAAAUAGUCGUGUGAUGAAAAAGCUGACGGCGGCGGUGGAAAACGAUCCGAAAUUCUUCUCCAAGUUGAAAAACAAUCCAGAAUCGGUCGAGAAAUUGGUAAAGAACCCCGAGUUACAACGAGCAGCGGCAACUAUGGAGAAGUCGAACAUCAAGAUCUCCAAGAACGACAUUAACCAGCUUCGCACGAUUGUCGCGGAGAAUCCCAGCAAAGCAAGCAUGCUAGAUGACGGACUUUUGGUCUUGCGGGUUAUACUAAAAGUGGCGCCCUUGGUUCUAUUUACGGGAAUAAUCUUCUAUUUGAUGGGGUGGGGAGUUUAUAACGGCCUAAAGUCGUGA